AUGUGCAAGCAUGGUGGAAGCAGCCGGCGGCAAACGACAGUAAACUCCCGGCCGAAGCCGGCAGACAAGCACAAGUUUCGUCGGCAGUUUGCCCCAGAAUUACGGGCAGACCAGUCGCCAAACUCAGACGGCUUGAGGCUUCCUGGGACUCCUGUCGUUCGUCCGUCGGGGCCCUCCGAAAGAGCUUCGGAGGAGACACGCAGCCCGAUGAGCCCGCACGCUCUGGCGCCUCCGCCGGCACGAAAACGCCUUGCGUGGGCUCGGGCUGCGACUGAAGACGUGAUUUGCUGCUCUUCCUGUUCUCCGUCUUCUUUGUCGCCUGCUCCACCCUCGCCCUCGCAGCGGUCCACGCCUUCUUCGCCUCAUUCACGCUCUCCUCAGGCAGCCAAGCUGUCGCCACUGAAGACUCGUGCUCGUGCUCUUUCCGUGGACACAUGCUUCGUGUCGAGCUUCGUCCGCGGCCACACCCCAAGUAGCGAGGGUGAAAGCAGACAUGAGCAUCUUACAGUCACGGAAGUGUCCUCGCAGGAAAGCCGCGGGCAGGAUUUGCAAGACAGCAUUCGACGUCGCAGCCAACAUCUGCGCACGCGGCUGCAAAAGGCGGUGGCAUUGCAGCGACUCUGCGACGAAGAAGGAAUACCAAACGACUUUGCCGUCAAACCACCUGCUGCGAGAAGAGCACGGCGAGCUCGCUGCUCCACUUUCCAUUUCACCAUUGAUGGACGGGCGGUGAGCCAGGGAGAGCGAAAACGAUGGGAUGCAGCUUUCGCGCGGUUCGCGAGCGAUGGAGAGAUCCAUGUGGAUGACCUGAGAAGGGCAUUGCAGCUUUGCGGCUUCUGCGAUGUGAGGGAGGCGGCAAUGCAGGAGGCGCUUAAGGACUGUACUAUGUACAACACCCUCGACAAAGGGGAGUUUGAGAGCUUUGUGUGUCGCUUUGAUUGUGGACUUCAUGGAACAUACAAGACGGAAUUUGGGCAGCUUGAUCCAUGCAGUGCCGGCACGAUCGAUGCUGGACAGUUGGAACAAUUGCUGAUUCGAAUUGGACAGCCAGUUCGCAGAUUUGUGUUGGAUGAGCUUGUGAACGAAGUGAACGGUGAGGCUGGUGGUCACGUCAAUUUUGAUGGAUUCCUCAAGGUCCGUCACUUGAUCAAGAAGCGGGAGGGGUUUGCUGCAAGAGAGCUGGACCUUUUCUCCCAAGUCUUCGAGCACUUCGACCGUGAGAAUACGGGCUUCAUCAGCCAAGAAGAGUUCGCCAAUGCACUCGCGUGGCUCGGCUUUCCUGACAGCUUCGCUGAGAUCCAUGGAGAAAGGAAGGAUGGCAAGCUCAACGAGAACGAAUUCUUCCGGUGCCUCUCGAAAGUGCACACCCAUGAGACGGCACUGGUGGAAAAGUUCUUCGAGAGCCGCGACGCCCUUGGCGGAAGGCAUACCGUCAACAAGCAGCUACAUUCAGGUGAGGAGCUAGUCACCCUGAUCCACGGCCUGGGCUAUUCCCCUUCGCCCCAGGCUGUCCUAAAUGCCAUGGCUCAGACUGGCCUGUGCCUUGAUUGCGGCCUUGAGGCUGCAACUGCCCAGGCCUUUCUCCGCUCGGUGCCGCUCAACCUCGGCGUGGAUGAGGUGUGCAGGCUUCUAAGCAGCCUGCGAUCCUGCGAUGGCUUCACCGACUCCGAGAUGCGCAACCUGAGGGAGGCCUUCAGCUUGUAUGCCAAGAGCAAGAAGGACACAAUUUGGGCCCCAACUGUCUGCAAGGCCUUGCGCUGGCUCGGGCAUUCCUUGCCCUUGGAUGAUGUCCUCCGACUUAUCGCCGAGGUUGAUGUUGAUGGGUCCGACAUGUUGGACUUCAAGAUGUUUGUGAAGGUAACUCGGAAAUGCAAAGAGAAGGAGCAGAGAAGGGCGACAGAAAUGUUUCGCUGCCUCGACGUGGAUCACGUGGGCUUCCUUGACGACUCAGAGCAAUGCCAAGCUCUCGAGAGCCUGGGUUGUUUGGAUGAGCAUGGGCAGCCGCCACCUCGCUCUGCAGGAGAGCGCAACGGCGCCGACCUUUCCACUUUUCUGAACAUCAUCGAGAGGUUCAAGAUGUCGUCCCGCUCCACCAGCCACGAGCACCAGGGCUACGGCUUCCAGGAGGUUGCGGAGCUCAGAAAAAUCUUCCACAACUCAGACAGGAAUGGGAAUGGUACGAUGUCAAGAAGCCAGCUGGCGCGAGUUGUGGAGCAGCUGUUUCCUCGAUUGGCCCACACGAUCGAGUUUCGACCUGUGCUUACACACCUGUUUGAGACCGCCGACCAGGAUCACAGCGGGUCGCUCGACUUUCUCGGAUUUGUUUCCAUGAUUCGGCAGAUCUCGGACCACGAGAACGAAGUCCAGUUUGAACUGCAGAAAGAGGCCAUCGAGGACCUGGGCUUCUCUCAGGCGGAAGCGAACCAAUUUCGGGAGCUCUUCAUGACCACAGAUGAGGCCGGAUCACACACUCUGUCUUUGGAUCAGAUUCGGGAGAUGCUUUCGCACAGCUUUCAGCUGAGUGAUGUUAGAGUGGAGCAGCUGCGUGUGUUCUUCGGUCAUGUGGUGCGACCGUAUUAUCCAGUCGAUGGCGGAGCUGGCUUCAUCGAGUUUUUGCAUAUCAUGCGCAUCCUGGCGAACGAGGCAGUCGCCAUGCAAAGCACACAUGCACAGGCCAUCUACCUGCUCGUGCAAGUGGUCUCGUGCUGCUUGCAACAAGCAGACUGUGCUGCUCCCGCAUUUGCGCCCUUGCGCGCGGCCUGCUGUGGUGAGCUGCGACAGGGCGUGCAGCGUUUUACUGCAGAGUGGGAAAAGCUCGAGCUGGGUAUCGAACACGCUUCGGAGGAGCUGAUUGGAAUCGUGGAGGCCACAAGCGCCUCCAGAUGCGAGGAGCAGGAGAACUGCCGAGCAGAUUUCUUUCUACAUGCCGCGGAGGUUGCAAUGUCUUCUUCCCUGGCAAAAGUUUUCCAGCUCGGCUGGUCGGACCUCACUGACGAGGGCGAGUUUGCCUUGCAGGACUGGCGCAUCACCUUGCUUCAGACCUGCUUGACGCUGCUGUCAGCUUGGCACCCCUUGGCGCAGAAGGCACGCGAGCUCUUCUCCGAGGCCGCUGGGCAGUGGUGGCGGGCGGUGCAGCAACGCUCGGAAGCGCGCUGGACGGCUGCCUCGCUGUCGACGUUGAUCCCUUCACGGAUCCUCCACAUUGCAAUGGUGGCUUCCGUCGGUGCCCCUCCCUUCGGACGAAAAGCGCUUGCGGGCAUUCGUUCGGCGCUCUUCUUCGCGAGCUGCCCGUUGCGCUUCCACCUGAUCGUCGACGAAAGCGGCCAGGCCGAUGUCCAGGCCGCCCUGGCUUCCCUCGAGCCCUGGCUUCGCUCCCGAGGCUCCUUUCGCUUGUAUCGGGUCGAAGAGCUUCACGAUGCAUGGUCGGAGAUCCGCGCCCUCGUUCCCGAGAGCUGCUUGCAGUACAGCGGCCACUACGGGAGCGCAGGAUGGCUUCGGGUGUUCCCACAUCUGGUGAUCCCGGAAGCGGAGGCCGUGGAGGAGUUGGUCUGGGUGGAUGCAGGACAUCGUGACUUAUGGCUGCUCUCCAUCGCUUUCCUGUCUGCUUUCACUGGUCCAGGAGAUUUCAUCUUUCUGGACGACCCGGUGGAGCUCGCGAAGGAAUGCGACGCGUUCCGUGAGGCAUCUGCACUUUUAGUCCAAACUACUUGUAGUCACAUGCUUACGUGGAACGUGCUCGUGGGGGCAUUUGAGGACCACUUGAUGGGUGUGGCAGAUCCGCAAGUCCUGGGGCUUCCUCUGCAGCUGUUUCUGCUUUCGCGGCUGCGAGAGCGGGCACAUCUCUGGGCGGAGCUAGUGACGGGAGCUGUGCUGCGUGGGUAUGCAGAGAAGGGCGAUGGCUUUUGCAAUCUCGGCGAGGGAUUAGCCUUUGUCUAUCUCUUGAACAACACAGAGCACAGUUGGAUGUACCACCUCCUUCCUCAUCGCUGGACAUACAUGCCGUGGGCUGUCUGGCUGCCGGCCCGUGGCACGGGAAGCAUAUGGGCUUCGCAAGAGCUUCUCUGGCGGCUGCCUGCGGACUCGGUGUGGCGCGAUGCCGUGUUUCCCGGUCUUCUGGACUUCAUGGCCGUCCGCGUGAGAUGUGCGAGCUUCCUUGAAGAUAUUGCCAGCUACAUCCGAGCAGCCAUGGAAUGGGACUUGCAAGCAAUCAGCGCGGAUGAUGGGAGGAAGCACUUUCGCUUAACGCAGGAUUCGCAGAUCUUGGAUGAGUUCCAACAAAGCUUGGCUUGCGAAGAACGCGCCUCUGCUGUCCACUUCGCCGUGCUCUUCCACCAGGUGCCCUGGGUCCACCGUUUUCUCAACUUCUGGGCCGGCGCCGAGGUCUGGGUGCCGCGACCAACGGCUGUGCGCGAGUUGCGGAUAUCGUUUGACGAGACAAAUAGCUGGAAGCGGUCCCGCAUCAUGAAGCCAAACGAGCCUGACAGUCACAAAAUGUCACAGAGAUACAAAGCUUCCGCGCGCAUCCUCGUGCAUGGCCACCGAUGCAGAAAAGAGCUCCUCGUGGCGAUCGAGGAAUGCUCCGCAUCGCUCGAGCUCAACCUUGGCAAUGCAUCUCGGCUUGCGUUUUGGCACAAGGGCAGUCUUUCCGAGCUUCAGACUUCAGCGGACCAGGCCUCCGUGCUUCAGCGCCGGGGUGAGAAGCACCGGAAGCUCGGCGACCUCCAGAAGGCGCUGGCAGACUUCAAUGCCGCCCUCGCAGUUGAUCCGCACUUUGCCCUGGCGCUGGCGGGCCGUGGCUCCGUCUUGCGGUCACAAGGGCGCCUGCCACAGGCAGCGAAUGACUUGGCCGAAGAGUUCUUGACUCGGAUGUGGGACCGUGCGCUCGAAGCACCGGUGGAAGCAACCGCGGGCCUCACGAACUUCACGGUGAUCACAGUAGACACGGACAAGCCGCGUGACUUCGCAAUGCUGGGCUCUGGAAAUGUCGCCGUUAUCAAUGCGGGCGCGGACCAGAUGUGGAAUUCCUGGUAUGACAAGCCCCGCCUCUACCAGAAGUAUCUCAAGAAGUUCGCUGUUGAUUUUCCCGAUCGCAUAGUGAUUCUCGCUGAUGGCUUCGAUACAAUUUUCGGCGGCUGCUCUGAUGAUCAGCUGCUGGAAUCUUUCCGGAAAACUCUCGAUGUCAGCCAGGCAAAAGUUGUGUGGGGUGCUGAAAACUGCUGCUUUCCAUGGAGCGACACCUGCACCUGGUACAGAAACUUCACUCAACGGCAAGCCUCUUCGCUUCAAGCGUUCGGCAUGACAGAAUCGUAUGGAAGCUACGGAGACUGCAGGCGAUGCCGGGACCUGGAUCUUCCAGGAUAUGACUCCUUCUGCUCAUCGCCACCUGCAUACCAACACUUGAACAGUGGCUUUCUGAUGGGAGAGGCCGUGCAUGUGCUGUCCACUGUGAACCUUUGGGUCAAGCUGUACAACAACUUCAACGAGACGGAUCAGCUGGUGGCAGGCGAGACCUUGUUCAAUCGGCCGGAUUUGAUGACGCUGGACUACUCUGGACGGAACGGAACACUCUACAACCAUGUAACGGAGGCUCCACAGUGCUUUGUUCAUGGAGCUGGGCCAGGGAAAAUCUUCCUGGCCCACGUCCUGAAGAUGCUGCAAAGCAGUGUAGCCUUGGAGGACUUCGACAUGGCGGUACAGCUGGAGCCCGCGAACACACAGGUUCGAAUCGCUCGUGCUAUAGCUCUUCGAGACCGGGGCGAGAUGGAGAAGGCACUGAGAACGCUCAACGAGGACAUGGAUCCACUGUUCGAGAGGUUUAUGCCUAUCUUUGACCAAGAUGUGAAGGAGUUCGUGCAGCAAGGCGAAACACACGAGCAGUACGCCGCGUACCGCGAGUACGUCGCGAGUAUGGAGGAGCAUGCUUCCAACUUCGCGCUGCAAGAGGGGUACAGCCCCGGGGAUGCUGGAAGCUUCCUUUCGGAGCUGCAGCGGGCCAUCGAAGAAGACAAGGUCCGGGCGGAGAAGCAAGUUGAGGCGUUCUUGGUGCACAUGGAGCAGCAGCGGCGCAUGAGACUGGGCCCCGAAGCACCUCCAAUGGAGCAAGGGGAGGUGGAUCUGAUGAAGGCGCUCUUUAGACCUCAGACCGUGGAGGACAUGAUGGAGAUGCUUCUCCACAUGACGGAGUACACCUCUUUCAGCAGCCUCAUGCGGGCCAAAGUCCAGCAGAAGAAGUUCAUCCGCGAGAUGGAACGCCGCAAACAGGAUGCGAGCGUGUUGUGCAGUGUGGAAGUGUAUCUACGGACCCCUCGCAGAACUCCCAGAAGUAUGACAUCACGUAACCGUGCAUUGGAACGUGCAGGGGCGCACCUUGCUGCUCAUUAA
Symbiodinium sp. CCMP2592 is the source of this 6381-nucleotide messenger RNA. The record is from the annotation of a GenBank genome assembly. Lineage: Eukaryota; Dinophyceae; Suessiales; Symbiodiniaceae.